Cucurbita moschata (crookneck pumpkin) is the source of this 1450-nucleotide messenger RNA. RefSeq names its product UDP-glycosyltransferase 82A1. Gene Ontology annotation, molecular function: UDP-glycosyltransferase activity. The transcript is spliced from 3 exons. The record is from RefSeq and is a predicted model, not a curated record. The coding region runs from base 23 to 1378 and encodes 451 amino acids. Lineage: Eukaryota; Viridiplantae; Streptophyta; Magnoliopsida; Cucurbitales; Cucurbitaceae.
UCAUGGAGUCAUUGUGCCAAACAUGAAGCAUGUCUCGAACAAACCAAGGGUGCUAUUCGUGCCAUACCCGGCUCAAGGUCACGUCACACCGAUGCUCAUGCUCGCUGCUGUUUUCCAACGCCGAGGUUUCCUUCCUAUAUUUCUCACGCCUAGCUACAUCCACAGUCAUAUCUCGUCGCAAAUUUCACUCAACAAUGAAAUCCUCUUCAUUUCUAUGCCGGACACUGUCGAUGACAACACGCCACAUGACUUUUUCACCGUCGAGACAGCCUUGGAGACCACCAUGCCGAGCUACGUUCGACGAGUGUUGGGUGAGUACAACUCGAACGGAAGUGGCGUCGUUUGUAUGGUGGUCGACUUGCUGGCUUCUUCAGCCAUCGAAGUUGGAAAGGAGUAUGGCGUAGCCGUGGCUGGGUUUUGGCCAGCCAUGUUUGCAACUUACAACCUCAUUUCAGCUGUUCCUGACAUGGUCAGGAACAGCCUUAUUUCUUCCGAUACAGGAUGUCCAGAAGAAGGAUCAAAACGGUGCGUUCCGAACCAGCCGCUGCUGUCUACAGAAGAACUGCCGUGGCUGAUCGGAACUUCGUCGGCAAGGAAAGCGAGGUUCAAAUUCUGGACAAGAACCAUGGUUCGAGCCAAAUCUCUUCAAUGGAUUCUCGUUAAUUCCUUCCCGGAAGAGCUUCUCCUUGAAAACCCCAUCCCCAAAAGCUCCGCCGCCGUUUUCCUCGUCGGACCUUUGAGCCGCCACUCGAAUCCGGCAAAAACACCCACUCUCUGGGAGGAGGACGACGGCUGCCUGCAGUGGCUGGAGAAACAGAGCCCUAAUUCCGUCGUGUACAUCUCGUUUGGGAGUUGGGUUAGCCCCAUUAACGAAUCGAAGGUGAGGAGCUUGGCCGUGGCGCUUUUGGGUCUUAGGAAACCGUUCAUCUGGGUCCUCAAAAGUAAUUGGCGAGAUGGGUUACCAAUCGGGUUCACACAAAAGAUUCAAAGCUAUGGGAGGCUCGUUUCAUGGGCUCCACAGAUGGAGAUUUUGAAACAUAGAGCAGUCGGUUGUUAUCUAUCUCACUGUGGGUGGAACUCGAUCAUGGAAGCGAUUCAGUGUCGAAAGCGACUACUUUGUUUCCCGGUGGCGGGCGACCAAUUUUUGAAUUGUGGGUAUGUAGUGAAAGUGUGGAGAAUUGGGUUGAAACUCAAUGGUUUUGGAGAGAAAGAGGUUGAAGAAGGAGUGAGGAAAGUGAUGGAGGAUGGAGAGAUGAAGGGGAGGUUGAUGAAGCUUCAUGAGAGGAUAAUGGGGGAAGAGGCCAAUUCUAGAGUCAACUCUAGCUUCACGACCUUCAUCAAAGACAUCAAUAAGCUUUCGUUCGCUAAAUUUCUAUAGCGUUUAAGUUGUCGGGUUUAGUUUUUGGUAAAAAAAACGUGACUCGAUUUGAUUGUAUGACCCGAUAAUGGG